Molecule: messenger RNA, 831 nt
Organism: Penicillium waksmanii
Lineage: Eukaryota; Fungi; Ascomycota; Eurotiomycetes; Eurotiales; Aspergillaceae
Exons: 1
Coding region: 1-831 (276 amino acids)
Source: RefSeq, a predicted model, not a curated record
AUGGCUGAAAAUAUCCUGAGGGAGGAAGGUCUUCCUGCUACAACACCAAGAUACCAAUUUCAAGGUAAAAUAGAUUGUCUUAGGUGCUUUGAACUUGAGUUAGGGCGUUAUUAUAGGGACGGCCAGCCUAGUGACUAUCGCUAUGUUAUAUUUGAUCACGUGGAUGAGCUUGCCUUCCAGGAGUGUUUUGAGGAUGAUUCUGCAGAACGCCUUCUUAUGCAUUCACUGGUGACCUACAACUUCAUUUCUCAUGUCAUUGUCCUCAAAAUGAUCACACCUAUGCAUGAAGCCGUCCAUCGUGCUUUCAGUGAAAUUUUCGGUACUUGGUAUCGGGGCCAGGAAGGUCGUCUUAUGCCUCAAGGAGGUGCAGGCAUCGAGGGCUUUACAAGAAAAAAAAGCCCCGACUCGAGUUGGAAUACGACAGUGCUCACGCCUGGGAGAAAUCGAAAAUGGCCCACAAUCAUCGUGGAAGCAGGAUGGACCGAGUCGAUGGGCAAGUUGAAGGAAGAUGUUCUGUUCUGGCUCCGUGAUUCCGAGCAACAGGUCAAGGUUGCUCUUACAAUGAACAUUACUCGCCGAGGAAGCAUCACUAUUCAGCAAUGGAGUUCCAUUCAAACGGCCCAUAAGGCAUCUGUCAAGCCUACCCAGACGAUGCGGAUCACAAGAAACAGAGAAGUCACAUCGAGUCAACACAAAAUCUCAGGCUCCCUACAUAUCAAAUUCGAAGACUGUUAUCUUCGAUCAAAAAGGAACAACGAAUCAGACUUCACUUUGUCAAGUGAGGACAUGUCGGAAAUAUCAACAGCUGUCUGGAUACACCUCCCUGAGUGA